Effrenium voratum is the source of this 2160-nucleotide messenger RNA. The record is from the annotation of a GenBank genome assembly. Lineage: Eukaryota; Dinophyceae; Suessiales; Symbiodiniaceae.
AUGGAUGUUCAGCGCACCCGAGAGAUGCUCCUGGAACUGGCCUCGGAGCCGGGCUUUGCGCCAGCGCUGCUUGGGCCCUGCAGCUUCUGCGACCUCCCUGGAGCGACCGUCAUGUCGUGCCUUUCGCAACUGCCCAGCCGGCGCCCUUCCGGAGCGAGCACUUGUUCGGCCAUGCCCCCUGUGCCACCGACACUGAGGUUCUCCUUCGGCCCCACAGCCUCGGGCCACGAUGCCGCCUGCAGCACCGCGUGCCUGGUGCACAAGGGGGGCCUCAAGUCCCUGGACGCCGCCUUAGCCAUGCUGCAGAUGCUUCUGGACAGCGGCGAGGCAUACCGCAUCCAGGGUUACCUCGCCUUCCUGCCGGAACACUGCGAGAGGGGAGAUGAGUUCCCCCCUCCGGUGGAGCGGCUCUGGGCGCUGCCCAUGGUGGUGGUGGAAGGCUUCUUCCGCGGGCGCCUGGAGAUUUCCCCCGUGACGCGGGCGGCGGCGGACAGCGCCGUUGCGCCUGCGCAGCCGGUCCAGGAGUCUGCCUUUGAUGCCGCAGCGACAGAUCGCGGAGGCUGCAAAGUCUUCCUCUGCGGCCGGAACUUGGAGGAGCCGCAGCUGCGCGCCCAGCUGCGGCGCAUCGCCGCGCCGGGGUUUGGUGGCCCAGUGUGCAAUCUGGAAGAAUGGCCUGAGGCCGCCCAGGCUCUAAACCUGCGCGAUCAGAAGGUGAAGGCGGCCUUGGCCAUCGAGCCUUUCGAUGCAUCCGUCGGCCAAGGUCGCGAAGCAGCGGAGGCCUUCGCCGCCAAGCUGGCGGGGGCUCUCAACCUCGAUCUGCCGGCGCCCUUGGCGCCGUUGGCGCGGCGGAGCAUGCUGGGCCGCCUGCGCCGUGGCAGCGUCACUGAAGCGGUGGAGGUUCACUGGGUGGACGGCAAAGUGACUGUAUCGGCCCCCAGCCUCGAGACGCAGGCCACAGGAGCUUUGCGCUUCGUGCCAAACCCCGGAUAUGAAGUGCUCGUGCUGGGAAGUGGCUCGGAAGCGAAGUUUACUGCCGGCAGCGUGCGUCGCCUGAGCAGCACACUGCUGCCUCAAGUCGUUGUGCAGGUCAACGGCAAGAUCGUGAGAAGUUUGGAGGAGUGGCGGGCGGCGCUUGUUCCCGAUGCUGGGCGCAUUUGGCGCCUGGAGACGGAUUUGGGCAUCGUGCUGGCAUUGCCCUUUGAGGAGACUCUCUCGACACAGAUGUCCAGCGGCAAGGUGGAUUCCUAUCUUCUCACCGAAGGAUACUUGCCGGACCCCAAAUACAAGCAGUGUCAGCACUGGCGGGUGGACUCCGGAGGAGCGCUGUUCGCUGUUCGCUCGCUGGAUCCGCUACCAGAAGACAUGGACGGGUGUCGGCAGCUCAGGUUGCGACUCAUGCGACUCGCAAGCGCUCCCGACAACCCUGGGGAGCUGGCAAUGGGGCACAGGUGCUUCAUCGUGCCAUGCUUCAUAUCCGAGUCGGGCUCCUCUACUGCACGCCUCAUGGAGAAGAGGUUCACCGAGUCGAAGCAUGAGCUCUUCAGAUCGGCCUUUCAGAAGACCAGCGUCUUCAUGGCGCUGCUGACGGCCGGGGUGGCGGUGUGGGCCACCACUCAGGCGCUCUGGCUCCGGGCGGCUUUGCUGUGGGGGUUAAUGCUUCCUCUGUAUGCCGCCUACGGUGCGAUUUCCAGCCACCGCCACUGGAAGCGCGCGCUGCGCUGCCGAAGGCUGCUGGUGCUGGCGCUUUGCGCGCAAAGCGCGGGCUCCGCCCUGGCGGAGAUGCAGCGGCCGCUGCCCACCUCGGGGCUGCUGCUGCUGCACACCGCCUUCGUCAACAAUUUUUGCCCACUGUCCGUCCUAGAGAUCCUUCUCGUAGCGGUGUGUGGGGUGCCGACGAAGAUCAUCAUUGGGCUUCUUCCAGACUGGAAGGUGACGCUGGAGCAGGCCCACUGCGCAGAGCAGCCUGGGGCCACCACCAUCUUCCGUGACAUCUUGCUGCCACCGCUGGUCUGUGCCUGCCAGUUCGUUUUAGCCAUUUGGCGCGACGAGACCAUGCGACUGGACCUGCUUUUGCGGGACCAGCUCCAGAUGCAGCGUAAUAAGCUGAAGCAAGAGACCCGGAAGAGCGAGGACCUGCUUCAGAGCAUGCUUCCGCAGGCC